CCCCCGGCAGAGGUGUCCACGCUACUGCCUGCCGUCACACGCGCGACCGCCGCCCGGCUCCGGCGCCACUGACCCCGCCGCACGCGUCCUCGCGCGGGGAAAGGCAGCGGAAAAUCGUGCGGAGAGCGCGGAGUCGGUCGGCGUCGGCCGGUUUUUCGUUCAGGCAGUGACUUAGACAGACACCACUGUGAGGCGCGGGGGCCUUAAAGGUGCCUCAACAAAGAUGGCGGCUGUACCGGAAGUGGCUUCAGCCGCAACAAAGAUGGCGGCGCGAAGGGGCGGAAGUCACGUGAUGCCACGCUCAAGAUGGCUGCCCGGUCACUGGUCCAUUGACCUUCUAAAUAUGGCGGCGGAAAAGGGCGGGAAAAAGCAAGGACCCUCCGGUGCGUCUACUCGACUGCCUGCGUACCACGCCGACACCGAUUCCGCUCCGGAGCGAUUUUCCGCGGCAUUUCCAGGCGUUCCGACACGGGCUGUGCGCUCAGCGGCGCCGGGGCCGGGUGCGAGCCGGGCCGGAGAGCUCGUGGGCGCCAGCAGGCAGUGGCGAAGACGCCUUUCUUUUCUCAAGUCCUGCCGCGGCCGCCAUCUUGGGUGUGGCGGAAGCCCGACCCGUCCCGUCCCGUCCCCUGCCGCCGCUUCCCCCCCUCUGCCCUCUCCCCCCCGGCCCGGGGAAAUGGAGGAAAACACAAUUCCAUCGGGCCCGAACAGUCGGCCGGGCUGCCUGAGCCUUUCUCCUGCCCGCAGGGGCGCGGCUGCCCGGAGCCGGGAGCGCCCAGCAGGAGGAGGCAGCUGCUGUGUUCGCCGGGAAGACUGUGGAGCAUUGGGAAGAAUAUUCGGCAUAGAGAAGUGAAAGGCACGAGGGGAGCUCCACGUUCCCGAGGAAAUGCUGUAGGCACCACGUGCAGCUUCUGAACAGCACCGAUAAUCCCGACUCCUACAGAAACCUCCUGAAAAUGGAAGAGACAGGGAAGAAAAUUCCAGGAGUGGUGUGGGAAGCGCUUUCACCCAGGUCUGGACAGCGCUGAGGUUGGAAUGGCUUCAAAAUGAUCCUUGUGCCUCUCCUGUUGGCAUCCCAGGCCUAAGUCUGUGUUCCCUGCGUGUGGAGGGAGGAAACGUGUGCUGGAGAGUGGGAGAAAGGUCCCUGCUGGUCGCUGUGUCCUCAGUGGGCAGAGAACUCUGACCUUGGCCAGGCUGGACCUGCACAAGGGCCGAGGUGAGACCAGGAUCUGUGAAAUCUCCCACUCCCUGUGUCUGGCCCAGGCUGAAGCCGUGUUUGCUGUCGGUGCUGAUGGAGUGGGAGCUGCUGAAGACUGGAAACUCCUGCUCUUCCCCUCAAUCCCAAGACUGUGUCCAUAAGAGGCUUCUUUCCUGGUGCCACCUUCAGGACACUUCCCAAGUGUGUGGAGGAAGCCAGGCUGUGCCAGCACAGGAACGGUCGGGACACGCCAAGCACAGCCGGAUCUGCUGCCUGGCCCUGUAGAACUCCUGGAAGAGUUUGUGGCCUCAAAAGGGUCUUUUCUAUUCUGAAUUUCUCUAGAACUCAAUUAAAAAUAAUAAAAUUGUA
Molecule: messenger RNA, 1564 nt
Organism: Poecile atricapillus (Black-capped chickadee)
Lineage: Eukaryota; Metazoa; Chordata; Aves; Passeriformes; Paridae
Exons: 3
Coding region: 224-850 (208 amino acids)
Source: RefSeq, a predicted model, not a curated record